Molecule: messenger RNA, 762 nt
Organism: Rotaria sp. Silwood2
Lineage: Eukaryota; Metazoa; Rotifera; Eurotatoria; Philodinida; Philodinidae
Source: the annotation of a GenBank genome assembly
AUGCUAAGUGAUGAUAUUGAUGUUGCUGAUAGGCUUACAGUUGUUUAUUAUCAAAUAAGAUUUCAAGAAAUAUCAAGUUUAAUUGAAAAUAUUAUUGUCAAUCAACCAUUUCAAUUAAAUGAACAAAAAAAUUCAUUAUUUAAAACAAUAAUUACAUUAACAAUAUUUCAACCAAAUGAUCAUUGUUGGAAAACAAAUCUUUUUCUUGAACCAUUAUCACAUCGAUUUUGGAAACUAACAUUAAAAUAUAUUGUUCGAUUUCGUUAUGGGAUUGAACAAUUUAAUAUUAAAACAAUCGAUACAAAAUUUCUUGUAAAUCUUUAUGUUGAUCUUCAAACAUUUGUAAUGAAUAAACCAUCAAAUAGUAUUCUUGCAACAUUUCGUCAUUUACAAGCAUUUUCUAAUGAUUAUAGUGAUACUAUAUUAACUGAAGAUGAAUGUAAACAAUUUCAAAUAAUAGCUAUGGAAGAAAUUACUAAAAAUUAUUAUGAAUUAUGUUCAGAGAUCUUAUCAUCUGUUCGAAAAAUGGAAGAUAGUAUUCAACGUUUAAGACGUGUUCGUGAAUCAUCUAAAGCUUUAUCAAGUAUGACACAAAGUAUGACAACUUCAUCAACAGCUUCAUUGACAGAUGACAAUAAAAUUCGUAUGCAAAUUCAACAUGAUGUUAAUGCAUAUACUACUGAACUUAAAAAUCUCGAUAUUCAAAUUGAAUCAUCGAAUAAAUUAACUAUUCUUAAUGAAGAAAGUCGUUUACAAAUUUAA